Messenger RNA from Carassius auratus (goldfish), 2589 nucleotides. RefSeq names its product sialic acid-binding Ig-like lectin 14. Gene Ontology annotation, molecular function: sialic acid binding. Lineage: Eukaryota; Metazoa; Chordata; Actinopteri; Cypriniformes; Cyprinidae. Gene Ontology annotation, cellular component: plasma membrane. The transcript is spliced from 9 exons. The record is from RefSeq and is a predicted model, not a curated record. Gene Ontology annotation, biological process: cell-cell adhesion. The coding region runs from base 112 to 1881 and encodes 589 amino acids.
AAAAAAAAGAGUCUGUGUCACAACAGUCAGCUUUACUCUUUACCAAUAUUCAGAGGAUUCCUCAAGCUUUUUUAUCAGACUUCUCUGGUCUGACCAUCUUUUAAUAGCAAGAUGAACGUAGCUGAGAAAAUCAGCAUUUUUGUCUUUCUCUUACAAGGUGUUCAUUGUAGAGAGUUCAGCAUCAGUCUGCCAGAGAAGAUCGAAGCUCUCAGUGGAUCCUGUGUGAUCAUAAAGUGCAGAUUUGAGAUUAAGGAAAACUAUGACAAAGAACUCACUGAGAGUGCUGCUACAGGACUGUGGCUCAAAGAUGGGAUUAAUGUGAACCACAACGUAGUGUUUAACUCCAAAAACCCUGCACCUAAUCACUUUGAAUGUGAAAUAAUUGGAAAACUACAUGAGAAAAACUGUACCACAAUUUUUUGCAAUAUUAAUUCAAAUCAUAAUGGUAAUUAUUACUUCAGGAUUGAGGGUGAAGGUGGACUGAAAUGGACAUAUACUACAACACUAGUUUCAAUAGGUGUGAUUGAUUCUCCACCGAAACCCACAGUGCAGCUGUAUGUGGAUCAGAAGGAGGUGCAGGAUCAGGAGGAGGUGUUGGAGGUGUUGGAGGGGAGCUCUGUGAGUCUGCGCUGCUCUGCUGAGACUCUCUGCUCCUCUUCUCCACCAACUCUCACAUGGAGCUCCACUCCCAGAAUCCCCCUCAGUGAGAGCAGCAGACGAGAGGAGCUCAUCUCUGAUCUGAACUUCAAUGCUACUCACCGUCAGCACAGAGUCACUUUCACCUGCACUAUAACCUACCAGCUACAGGACCAGAACAAAACAGCACAGGACAACAUCACAGUACAUGUUCAGUAUUCGCCUAAAAAUACAUCAGCUUCAGUGAAUACCUCCAGCUCUGUGUUGGAGGGCAGUUCAGUGACUCUGACCUGCAGCAGUGAAGCAAACCCAGCAGUGAACUACACCUGGUCCAGAGAGAGUGAAGGACAGAUGGAGCAGCUGAAGACUGGAGACACUCUUACCUUCGAUAAGAUCGAGCUGAAACACAGAGGCUUGUACUACUGUACAGCGCAGAACCAAUAUGGCACCCAAAACUCAUCAGUGAUGCUGGAUAUUCAGUAUGCUCCUCAGAUCUCCACAUCCUCCAGCUGUAGCAGGACUGAUGUAAUGGUGUGUUUCUGUGAGGCUGAUGGGAAUCCCUCUCCUGAACUGGAGUGGCAUCUGUCUGGACGUCCUGUCACUAACUCUUCAAACACGUUCAUCAGUGAAGAGCGAUUGAGCAGCACAGGCUUGAGGAGCUCCAUCUCUCUUCACCAGUAUCUCACAAACACAUCCACUCUGCAGUGUGUCAGCAACAACACUCAUGGCAAUGACGAACAACUGUUUCAUCUGGUUUUCAUCACUCAAAACGCUCCAUGCAAAUAUAAAUGGUUUAACAUUAACUCCCUCCUGAUUGGAGUCGCAGCUGGAACUUCAUUUAUGGCAAUCUUAUGGGUCACAACACGGCUGUACAAAUGUAUCUUCAGGACUCAGAGUGGAGAUAAAGCUGGACUGAUUCAGACUGAUGGGGCUGAUUCGGUGGACAUCAGGGGAGAACCUUUUUAUGUUAAUAAAGUUAUGAUGUCAUCAGCUGAAGCCCCCAUACUAAAUCACCCAGAACCCUUACAUUAUUCAACAAUUAACUUUACAAACACCGAUCCAGAGUCAAACAACAUCCGAGGCAUCUCAUCGCUUACUACUGAAUAUGCUGUGGUCCGAUACUUUGGUCAAAACAUAGAAGAUAGCGAGGCAAAGAUCAGAACGUUUCCCUCAAUACCACACGGGGAAGCCAUCUAUCAGGUUCCUCACAAAGCAGCAGCCAAAGCAAAACUAGUGCAGACAUGAACAUAAAGCAAGGUGCAUCAACGAAUGCAUGCAAUAUUUCUACAAACAUGUCAUAUUUAAUUAAUUCAAAUAUGGAUUUAAAGCUUACUAUACUAUGUCAUUUCUGUUAUUGUAUUAGAUAACAAACCAAAAUGUAUUUUUUAAUGAAUGCUACUAUUAUUAUUUUGCUAUGUUAUUCAAUCAAUAUUUAAUCUGUGGGGCACUGCAUGUGCAAUAGUUGUUGUUGUUAAUAGGCCUACUGCUUGCUGAAUAGUCAUUAUGAAGUGUUUAUGAAGUUGUCUCAUCAGAAAAACAUCCAUGUUUACAUAAGUGCAUUCAUGUAUGCAACAUAAAAAAUAAUAUAUCACUAUUGAAUCAUAUACCUACCUACUACACCUAUAUGAUGAUGUCAGUGUUACUUUUAGUAAAUGAAGUGAAUUCAGUUGCACCAGUGCUUAAUGCCACACCUGUUUUGCAUUAAAAUAUAUAUUGGUUUUCUUUGCAAAUCAUUUGUCUUGGCAAAUUUACAUGACAUGAGUGAUAAUGCACUAUAUUUGAACUUUGACCAAGCUCUGCAUAUAUGCAGCCUAACCCCUAAUUUAUACUUAACUUAUGAGGACAUAACCCAUGUCCCCAUUUUUCAAAACGCGUAUAAAUCAUAUAGAAUUAGCUUUUUGAGAACGUAAAAAUGCACAAAGUUUCUUGUGAGGGUUAGGGUUAGGUGUAGGG